Molecule: messenger RNA, 4492 nt
Organism: Diceros bicornis minor
Lineage: Eukaryota; Metazoa; Chordata; Mammalia; Perissodactyla; Rhinocerotidae
Gene: DTNA
Product: dystrobrevin alpha
Exons: 17
Coding region: 332-1954 (540 amino acids)
Biological process (GO): synaptic signaling
Cellular component (GO): synapse; plasma membrane
Molecular function (GO): zinc ion binding
Source: RefSeq, a predicted model, not a curated record
CUCAGGAAACCCUGGUACUGGCAGCAGCCAGCCUCUGCUGUGCCCACAUGACCCACAACUCUGGCAGCGGACCCGGCACUUCCAACAUUAUUAAAUAAUAAGAAAGCGGCUCCUACUCCAUGCCCAAACCUCCCUACAGACCAAUGGACACCUUCUAAGAGUUUGGCGAGUCGGUGACUGAGGCGCCCGUCCAUUCCAAGAUAAAUAAGAUUUGCUAGUCCUUGAAUGAAGUGCUUGGGAAGUCUUUAAAUGCCACAGUCAACCGCCAUUUCAAAGAAAAGAAAAUAGAUGGUUUUGGAAAGUUCAUGCUGUUUCUUCAUUGAAUUUUAGAAUGAUUGAAGAUAGUGGGAAAAGAGGAAAUACCAUGGCAGAAAGAAGACAGCUGUUUGCAGAGAUGAGGGCUCAAGAUCUGGAUCGGAUCCGACUCUCCACCUACAGAACAGCGUGCAAGCUUAGAUUUGUUCAGAAGAAAUGCAAUUUGCACCUGGUGGACAUUUGGAACGUCAUAGAAGCAUUGCGGGAAAAUGCUCUGAACAACCUGGACCCAAACAUAGAACUCAAUGUGGCCCGCUUGGAGGCUGUGCUCUCCACCAUAUUUUACCAGCUCAACAAACGGAUGCCAACCACUCACCAAAUCCAGGUGGAGCAGUCCAUCAGCCUCCUGCUUAACUUCCUGCUGGCAGCCUUUGAUCCGGAAGGCCAUGGUAAAAUUUCAGUAUUUGCUGUCAAAAUGGCUUUAGCCACGUUGUGUGGAGGGAAGAUCAUGGACAAAUUAAGAUAUAUUUUCUCAAUGAUUUCUGACUCCAGUGGGGUGAUGGUUUAUGGACGAUAUGAUCAAUUUCUGCGGGAAGUUCUCAAAUUACCCACAGCAGUUUUCGAAGGUCCUUCGUUUGGUUACACAGAACAGUCAGCUAGAUCCUGUUUCUCUCAACAGAAAAAAGUCACCUUAAAUGCUUUCUUGGACACGCUCAUGUCAGAUCCUCCCCCGCAGUGUCUGGUCUGGCUGCCCCUUCUGCAUCGACUGGCAAAUGUAGAAAAUGUCUUCCACCCAGUUGAAUGUUCCUACUGCCACAGUGAGAGUAUGAUGGGAUUUCGCUACCGAUGCCAACAGUGUCACAAUUACCAGCUCUGUCAGGACUGCUUCUGGAGGGGACACGCUGGUGGUUCCCAUAGCAACCAGCACCAAAUGAAAGAGUACACAUCAUGGAAAUCACCCGCUAAGAAGCUAACUAAUGCGUUAAGCAAGUCUCUGAGCUGUGCUUCCAGCCGUGAACCUUUGCACCCGAUGUUUCCCGACCAGCCCGAGAAGCCACUCAACUUGGCCCAUAUCGUGCCACCCAGACCUGUGACCAGCAUGAAUGACACCAUGUUCUCCCACUCUGUCCCCUCCUCAGGAAGUCCUUUUAUUACCAGGAGGUUACCUGAGGGGAUAAGUGCAUCCAGCCCUGUGGCUGAGGAGCAUUCGCUCAUAAAGCUGUAUGUAAAUCAGCUCGACCACCAUGCACGUAUGCUUGAGAGUUCAAACCGGCUCGAUGAAGAACACAGGCUGAUCGCCAGGUACGCGGCAAGACUGGCAGCAGAGUCCACUUCGUCUCAACCGACUCAGCAGAGAAGUGCUCCUGACAUCUCCUUCACCAUUGAUGCAAAUAAGCAACAAAGGCAGCUGAUCGCAGAACUAGAAAACAAGAACAGAGAAAUCUUACAGGAGAUCCAGAGGCUGCGGCUAGAGCAUGAACAAGCUUCUCAGCCCACUCCAGAGAAGGCGCAGCAAAACCCCACUCUGCUGGCAGAACUCCGGCUCCUCAGACAGCGCAAGGAUGAGCUGGAGCAGAGAAUGUCUGCUCUCCAGGAGAGCCGGAGAGAGCUAAUGGUCCAGUUAGAAGGUCUCAUGAAGCUACUAAAGGAAGAAGAACUGAAGCAGGGAGUAAGUUAUGUCCCCUACUGCAGGUCUUAACUAACAGUGGAGGGGCCUGCCGUCCUGCCGUUUUUCUCAUUGCUUUUGCCUCUAAUGUAUGUUCAUGCUUCAGUUUGGAAAGAGAAAAAAAAAAAUCAUACUAAUUUGCUUUCUUUUCAAUGUAGUGCUUGAAUUGAGAUAUAUAAAAUUUAGCAUUUUUUAUAACUAUUACUACUGUUGGCAACAAAUGAAGAGCUAUUACAUCUUUUAGAAGAGAGAACAAUUGUAAUUUGUUGGAAACUUUUUAGACCUCCAAGGGUCUAAGUUUCAAACCAGUCUCAUGCUUUUCUGGGUGGUUGAUUAGAUCCUUCUCUUAAUAGAAAGAUACCCAUCACAGUCACUAAAGUUACACUCAGUAAAACCCACAGCAACUAGAAGCUAACCUCAUCAUCCUCUCACACUGUGAAUAUUCAGUUCAGUUUCCAUUUUACUGAAAAGGUGUAGAACCUCUUUUCAUAAAAACCAACCAAUCACAUCUUUUCUCAUUGCAUAAUUAUUAUGCCCUGUUCCCCACUGCUCACCAAAAUGUGCUCAAUCUUAUGAGAGAAAAGUUGUACUCAGUAACUGUUUACUUCCCAUAGUUUAAUUUUUCUUCAAGACGAAUCCCUACUGUUGGUUGACAAUAAUCUCAAAAGAAUAGAUAACUUUCAGGCUUUCUCUUAUCACCGAGAACCUUUCUGCUCUGGGAGUUCACAAGUUCUUAUGUACAUCUCUAGAAGUAGAAGCAUUGUGACUCUCUAACUAUAGCCUAAACUGAAGCCCUGUCUGACCCUGUGGUCAGGUUCAGAAGCCAGCAGAGGGAGCAGCAUACUUAAGAGAUAAUAAUAAAAAAAAAUAGAGCAAAAUAAAAGCAGCUUUAAUUUCAAGUGCAUGUAUCAAGCUGUGUAUGACAAUAUAUCCCACUCACUAGUAUUAUGAAGAAGUUUCACAUUAUUUCCAUGGAUCAAUUAGAACCACAGCCUGUCCAGUUUCAACGCACUUUUUAAUUCUUCUGUAUUCUCUUUCCUAUUAUUUGUUGUGUGUGUUUGUGUGUAACAAAGAAUGUUUGCAAAAUGCUGGACACAUUUUUACCCUUCAUUCCCAAGGUCUGUAAAAAAGGAAAGUGUAAAACUAAUCUGUAAUGUCAGACAAUAAAGACAAUGUAUUACAUUAUUUUGUAUUUUGUGAAAACAAUUACUUUACUAAAAAAGUCAAAUUUUAAUGAGAGACAGUGCCCCUGGGUGAAGGACACACAUUUACAGCCUGUAUAAUUGCCCAUAAAUGCAUACAUGGGGUAUUGCUGUUGUACUUCCAAUACACUUAGAUCAUGGCAGAAAAAAAUGCCUUGCUGUGAUGCUUCUCUUUGCAAAUGGCCUCUUUUCUUUCCUGUCUCUAAAUUCGCAUGUGCACAGAAAAAGCAAAUAAGGCUCAGAUAUAACUUUCCUCCUCCUAGUGGAGAGAAAGGGCAAUCAUUCUGUAGUUAGCCUUGCUUGAGCCAGUUCCCUCAGGGACCCCUUCUCUACCAUUUCCCAGGCAAUGCAUUCUUGAAAGGCUCAGUGGACCAGGAAGUCCAUAAACUGAUGGAUGCACAGAGCCCAGAAGCUCAUAAACAGACGAUGCGUAGAGCCAGGAAGCUUAUAAACUGAUGGAUACAUGGAGCCAGGAAGUACGUAAACAGAUGGAUGCAUAGAGCCAAACCAUGGCAGUGCCCAUAAGAGCAUUACUGCCUCCUUUCCUUCCAGCUCCACCCCACUGAGCCCUCAACAGCCACUGCAUCUUUGAAAGUCAGCUGGCAGUGGUACUGCUGCAUGCAUACUUAAGGGCCGUUAUUGGCGACACCCAGAUAUCAGCGAUGCGUUGUCUGGGUGGGGAGAGAGUUUACCUGUCUUAUUUAUUUAUUUGCUUUUGUACUCGAGUCUCUUUUCAAAAAGGACUCGAGGCAGCUUACAACAAAAGACAUACACAAUGACUUCAUAAAAUAGAAAUAGAAAAAUUGAAAACUAAAGAAAAGAAAAUGCGAAUAUCCUAAUCAUAAGGGACAAGGGUGUUACUCUGAGCUUUCUGGCAAUGAGUCAAAAAAAGGAAAACAUAAUUGGUGGUUUUAUCAGAACAGAAAUACCAGUUCUCAGGGGACCAAAAUUUCUCCUGGUGUAAAAUAUAAACAGAAAGUCUUCACUUGGAGCUUUCUAGAAGGAGUACUGAAUAAUGAAAUGGACAAAUGCCAUCGUAGAUUUCAUGUGACUAUUCUUACACUGACCUUCAGUCAAAAUUGAAGACAGAACUCCGUAUGUCCCGAUCUUGUAGAGCAGAUCUACAAGGAAAUAAACAAACGCCAUCCAAAUUUAUAAACUUCUUGUGGUAUAACAUGAUCUAAGGAGAGAAUUUAGAGGUUUUAGUCUGGCAUCUGCUUCUAAAUUCUGUUUUUAUUUAUGAGCCUUUUCCCUUUGGGGACAUUCUCUUUGUAAAAUCAGAUUUAAGACACGGCACACAACAAAUUGUGCUUGAUUUAAUAACCUCUACUUGCUUUAUCAUAAGUCUGUGUGGUUCAAUGUAUUUUAU